This is a messenger RNA of Cheilinus undulatus (humphead wrasse), 4171 nucleotides long. It is a transcript of the gene gtpbp2a, whose product is annotated as GTP binding protein 2a. Gene Ontology annotation, biological process: translational elongation. The record is from RefSeq and is a predicted model, not a curated record. The transcript has 12 exons. NCBI's taxonomy places the organism in Eukaryota, Metazoa, Chordata, Actinopteri, Labriformes, Labridae. Gene Ontology annotation, molecular function: GTPase activity; translation elongation factor activity; GTP binding. The coding region runs from base 235 to 2052 and encodes 605 amino acids.
UGUACACUCAAAACGACUACCUCGUACCGUCCUGUUAUUGUUCGGUUUGAAGAGUUAGAGGGGGUAGGUUCUUUGUUUUUAUUUUGGGGGGGUGGUAUAUAUUCAAAGCAGGCUUAUUCAACUCAAAUACACUCCCACGCGCGGCUGGACCGGGGUUUAUUGUAACAUUAGCAUCAUUUUAUCGACAUAGAGGCAAGCUAGCUAACAAGUUAGGUGUAAUAGUAACGUUAGCUGAUGGAUGAGCGGGUAUCGGACUUAUUUGGCUCAGGAAAUGGACACGGCUCUGGCUCCCAAGCGUCCAACUUCAAACCGGGAAAUGGCUAUGGGGUAGCCCCAAAAAAGCCCAAGAACAGCAAGAAAUCCAAGGCUCGGUUCUCUCGCAACUUCAAACCAAGCAAUAACACCCCGUUUCUACCUCCGGAGGCUGAAGAGGGAAAUAUAGAGUACAAGUUGAAGUUGGUGAACCCCACACAGUACCGUUUUGAGCACCUUGCAACACAAAUGAAAUGGAGACUGCAGGAGGGUCGAGGCGAGGCUGUCUAUCAGAUAGGUGUCGAGGACAAUGGCAUGCUUGUGGGCCUAUCAGAGGAUGAUAUGAGGGCAUCACUGAAGACGCUCCAUAAACUGGCAGAGAAAGUUGGAGCUGAUAUCACUGUCCUGAGACAGCGAGAGGUAGACUAUGAUGCUGAUGAACCUCGAAAGAUUGCUGAGGUUCUCAUUCGCAAGGUGCCAGACGAUCAGCAGUUUUUGGACCUACGAGUGGCAGUGCUGGGUAAUGUGGAUUCUGGCAAGUCCACCCUGUUAGGUGUGUUGACACAAGGUGAGCUUGACAAUGGCCGGGGCAGAGCAAGGCUCAACCUCUUCAGGCAUCUUCAUGAGAUUCAGACAGGACGCACAUCAAGCAUCAGCUUUGAAAUCCUUGGCUUCAAUAGUAAAGGAGAGGUUGUGAAUUACAGCGAAUCUCGAACAGCAGAGGAGAUCUGCGAGAGUGCCUCUAAAAUGAUCACAUUCAUCGACCUGGCAGGCCACCACAAGUACCUGAAGACCACCAUCUUUGGCCUCACCAGUUACUGCCCAGAUUUCGCUAUGCUGGUUGUCAGCGCAAAUACUGGCAUUGCUGGUACAACAAGAGAGCAUCUUGGACUCGCCAUGGCACUGAAGGUGCCCAUCUUCAUUGUCAUCAGUAAGGUGGACCUCUGCACGCGGGCUACUGUUGAGCGUACAGUGCGGCAGUUGGAGCGUGUCCUAAAGCAGCCGGGGUGCAACAAGGUGCCCAUGGUUGUGAGCAGCACAGAUGAUGCAGUCACUGCAGCACAGCAGUUUGCCCAGUCACCCAACAUUACACCAAUCUUCACCGUGUCCAGUGUGUCUGGAGAAAGUCUAGACUUGCUAAAGGUUUUCUUCAACAUCAUCCCUCCUCUCAGCAACAGCAAGGAGCAGGAGGAGCUCAUGCAGCAGCUUACGGAGUUUCAGGUGGAUGAGAUCUACACAGUGCCAGAGGUGGGGACAGUAGUGGGAGGUACACUAUACAGUGGUAUUUGCCGUGAGGGAGAUCAUCUCAUAGUAGGGCCAACAGACUCAGGACACUUCCACAAGUUGACUGUCGGUAGCAUCCAAAGAAACCGCUCAGGAUGCAGGGUACUCAGAGCUGGCCAGGCUGCCACCCUCGCACUGGGCAACUUUGACCGGUCACUACUACGCAAGGGUAUGGUGAUGGUGAGCCCAGAGAUGGAUCCGACCAUCUGCUGGAUGUUCGAGGCUGAGAUUGUGCUGCUUUUUCAUGCAAAGACCUUCCACAAGGGCUUCCAGGUUACUGUGCACAUAGGUAAUGUGAGACAGACUGCCACUGUGGAGGCUGUUUAUGGCAAGGAGGAGCUGAGAACAGGCGAGAAAGCAGUGGUUCUCUUCAAGUUCAUCAAACACCCAGAAUACCUAAAGGUGGGGGCUAAGGUGCUCUUCAGAGAGGGCGUCACAAAAGGCAUCGGUCACGUCACUAAGCUGCAGCCCAUCGCACAGUACCUACCAUCCCAAAGUGAGGACGAUGAAGCCUAAAUCUUCUCAAAGAACCACAACAGAAAAACACCGUCCCACCAAAAAACAGGGUGCUUAAUUAAACAACCUCUUGCUUUCUCCAAAGAGCACCCUCUCCCUUGCACCAUAAUUCCCUUUAAGAGGAUUUUGUUUUACCACCCUUUUCCAAACCCCUGUUGCCACCAAAGUCCUCUUCUGCUUUUCAAAAACUGCUCUUACUUCAGUCUGUUUUCUGCCUUUGAGUUGUAAGUGUUGCUUUAAAUGGCACUGACAAGAGUAAACCCCUCAGCCACUACUCAUCACAUUCACAAAGCAACACCUACCAAAGUGAUACAUUGACCGUUUGGAACACUUAGAUGCAAUGCACACAUUAAUGAGUGGCAAGUAUAAAACUGCUCUCUCACACCAAUGUUUAAGUGCUGCUUAACUCAGUUUACACCUAAAUGCACUCCUACCAUACAUUUUAAAAUAGAUGCACAUACAGACCUGCACUGAAACAUUAUUGCCAGGGUUGAUAAACCUUUGGCCAAUGAAUCGUUUACAACUAUGGCAGGGUGUAACCUGUAUCACAAAUGACACAGCAGCUUGUUACCAACAUAGUGCCUGGAUAAUAAAAACAAGCCUCCCAGAUUAAAUCUGUCUUGAAAACAGCUAAUGAAUUGUGAGGUUGGUUUCACACAUGCUCUCCAGAAAAUUUCAAUACAGUUUGCUGCUGAAAUCUUCUCAAGUUGACAGGUUUUCCCUUUUAAUUCAGUACGACUUGUAAUUGAAAAUAUUCACGAUGAAGGCUUACUGGCAAGCAAGAAAGAGUAUGAAGCAUGCAUAAAUGUUGCACCAGGCAUGUUAUAUCUCAAAGCUGGUGCAAUAUUCAACUUAAUUUUCACUCGUGCUCUCUUGCAGUGAAUCAUCAGCUGUCUGAUUUCACAUGGAAAUUUUUACCAGUUCUGGCAGGAGUGAAAAGGUGAAAAUUCAAAUGUUUGUGUUGAAAUUUUCAGGAGUUAUUUGCACAUGUGAAAACACCAUGAAAAAAAGUGAAAGUCACCAGAUACUAGUGUGGAUCUCACACAUUUUGUUAGUUGUCUACAGGCUAGACCAUCAAGCUGAACUGCAGAUAAAGGCACUUUAUUAUAAAGGUAAAGGACAGCAUUGUAGGGAAUGCAAACGGGAGACCCUACCUGCCAAGAAGACUCACAUUAGCAAUCACCUUUUAACUAGUUUUAUGUCACGUAUGUCUGCAAGAACUGUUUUAUUGUCACACAUGAUGCCUCACAAUCGAUAGUGCGGUGAGAUUGCUGCCUAUCUUUCAAGUGCUUUAGUUACUCAGGUCAGUGUAGAUAUGGUGUUAGACAGCAUUCCACUCUCACAGAACUCCUCCUGUGGAGGUUUCUAUUGCUGAAUAGGCAGAGGGAUUGAGGAAGAAAAGCAAGGGUGGUUCUCCCAAAGAGAUGUUUGAACUUGGAUUAUCUACUAUGUAAUGCUGCCUACAUACGUAGCUGUUUAAAAGCAAUUGUGUUGGAGGUACUUGAUGUCGUCUCCUCACUUGUGUUACUGAUUUCACUAACUUGGAUGGGGUUUAACACAGUGCCUAAUGGAGCUACUGUUUUUGUAGCCUUCCAUUACACCCCAGAGUUUUAAGACUUAAGUUGGUGCUACUCUUUAAUACGUUUUAAUAUAUAUAUAUAUAUGACGACUUUGGAAAUGAAUGUUAGAUGCUAUCUGUUCACGGCUGCUGUUAGCCUCAUCGUCUGUCUUAUUAGAGCAUGUUUGUGUGGAUUAUACAUAAGCUAAUGUCCCACUCAUAUCACUGAUACAACUGAAGUGUGUGCCGUUUCGUUACACCCAUGUUGUUCAGAGUUGGGUGCACACAAUCAAGGAAAGGAGAACUAAGACUGCAUUUCAACCAAAAUAUUUUCUAGCCUUUAAGAAGUGUUUCAUCAGGUGUUUGUUUUAACACACCUGAGAAUAUAAUAUAGAUUUCUAGUUCAAGAUUUUACUGUUCAUUUUAACACGUUUUUUGCUCGGUCUCCUUUAAGACACUUUUUCACUGUUUUAAAUUCACGUUUCAGACCUGUUUUUCUUUUAAUUUAAAGUGUAAUAUGUUGUUUAUUUGGGUGAAAUGCAAUAUUUAUGUACAGAUCCA